GAAAGGCAGAUAUGGUGUGUAAUAAAUUGAAAAAUGAUGCUCAAUCAUCUUUAGCCAGCCUUGAGAAAAGAAACAUCACUUUCAUGGAUACUAUUAUCAAGGAUAGUGGUGAAGCAAUAGAAGCCUGUCAGCGAUUUUCAUCUGCCGCUCUGUCAACAACCGAGGAAGCAGGGCUCUCCAGCAAUGACUUCAUUUCCUCCAUCGAAUAUAUACGAGGAAUUGACGCAGAUGCAACAGAAAGAAACAAUUCUGUGAUAGCAGUUUGUCGGGUGGGGAAUAAACGAUUGGAAGAUGAUCAUUGUCGCAAAGUGGACGAUAUUCUGGGAAGUGCUGCUGAAAAAUGCAACAUAAGGAAUGGAAAUGAGGUAUAUUCUUGGGAGAAUAAGAUUGAGUCAAUUAAGGAACUGAGAACCUCUGCAUUUAGAGAGCUGUUAUUGGAAUUUGAGGAAGCUGGAAAAAAUUAAGUAAAUACUUUUUAUUUAUAUAAAUUAUUGACAAGAUUUUGAUCAAAAGGUUUCAAUAAAUUUUCAGUUAUACAAGUA
Messenger RNA from Impatiens glandulifera, 542 nucleotides. Its product is annotated as kinesin-like protein KIN-5D. The coding region runs from base 12 to 464 and encodes 150 amino acids. The record is from RefSeq and is a predicted model, not a curated record. The transcript is spliced from 3 exons. NCBI's taxonomy places the organism in Eukaryota, Viridiplantae, Streptophyta, Magnoliopsida, Ericales, Balsaminaceae.